AUGAAGGAGAGGUUGACAAACAGGAGGACAAACCAGUUUCGUUCUGGAGGGAGUGCCCCAGCCAGCCAGCCCUACCCUACCCGGCUGGCAGACAGGUCUUCAGGUCAGUACCGAGCAAACUCGCUCGCCCCAUCGCACCUCCUCGCCUCGUCCACUCCACGCUCGUCCGGGAAGAGAAUGCCCGUCCUGUCCACUCUGUCCGGCGGGAGCUCCGACCCGUCCCAGGCCGAAAACACGCAGUGGGAUGGGAAGUCUUACGAGCAGCUGAGGCAGGAAUGCCUCCAGAACGGAGUCCUGUUCGAGGAUCCGGACUUUCCUGCCACCGAUUCCUCGCUCUUCUUCAGCCAGAGUGUCCCCGUCCAGAUUGAAUGGAAGAGGCCCCCGGAGAUUUGUGAAAACCCUCAUUUUAUCGUGGGCGGCGCAAGCAGGACAGAUAUCUGCCAAGGACAGCUCGGGGACUGCUGGCUCCUGGCAGCCAUCGCCUCCUUGACGCUGAAAGAAAAUGCUCUGGCCCGAGUUGUCCCCCACGACCAGGACUUUGGCCGCGGAUAUGCCGGAAUCUUUCACUUCCAGUUCUGGAAACACAACAAGUGGCUGGAUGUGGUGGUGGACGACAGGCUGCCGACGGUCAGAGACAAACUCAUCAUGCUUCAUUCUGCUUCCAACAACGAGUUCUGGAGCGCUCUGCUGGAGAAAGCCUACGCCAAGAUUCAUGGCAGCUACGAGUCUCUGAAGGGUGGCAGCACGAUGGAGGCCAUGGAGGACUUCACUGGUGGGGUGGGAGAAGUAUACGAAACCAAGGCAGCUCCAGAAAACCUGUUCUCAAUCAUGAAGAAGGCUCUGGACCGAGGCUCCAUGAUGGGAUGCUCCAUUGAUAUCACCAGCUCUGCAGAGUCUGAGGCCAAAACUAGCACAGGCCUGGUGAAGGGCCACGCUUAUUCCAUCACAGGCAUGGAGGAGAUCAAUUUUCGAGGUCAGACUGUCCAGCUGAUCCGGGUCAGAAACCCGUGGGGUCAAGUCGAGUGGAACGGACCCUGGAGUGACCAAUCCAGAGAGUGGGAUUACGUGGACAAAGCAGAGAAAAAUCGCAUCCUGCAGAAUGCCACAGACGACGGGGAAUUCUGGAUGGAAUUUGGUGACUUCAAGAGGAACUUUGACAAGGCCGAGAUCUGCAACAUGACUCCCGACUCCCUGACUGACGACACCAAACGCCACUGGGAGGUCAACGUGUUUGAGGGGAACUGGAUCCGGGGUUCGACCGCUGGAGGCUGCAGGAACUACAUCGACACUUUCUGGACCAACCCCCAGUUCAGACUGGAGCUGGUGGAUGCGGACGAUGAUGACGAUGCUCCGGACGAGGAGGACCAAGUGGGGAAGGAUUUCUUCCGCUAUAACCCGUCCAAGGCCCGGAGCAGGACCUACAUCAACAUGCGGGAGGUGUCGGAGCGCUUCACCCUCCCCCCCGGGAAGUACCUGCUCGUCCCCACCACCUUCCAGCCCCACCACGAGGCCAACUUCCUCAUCCGCAUCUUCUCGGAAAAAAAGGCGGACGCAAUGUGA
This is a messenger RNA of Menidia menidia (Atlantic silverside), 1560 nucleotides long. The record is from the annotation of a GenBank genome assembly. NCBI's taxonomy places the organism in Eukaryota, Metazoa, Chordata, Actinopteri, Atheriniformes, Atherinopsidae.